GAAACUUAUUUAUAUAGUUAACAUCUUCGGGGUGCGAGAAAAUUAUGCUUAAUCCUAUAUCUUACAUUAUAGAAGAGUGGAAUCAACGAUAAAACGAGAUGUUCUUGUCGUGACAAGGAGGUGGAGUUAAAGUCACGAGGCUAUAGCACUACUAAAAAUACAGCUGGGAUGUGCGCACAUCUCAAAGGCUGUGUUCGGCAGUCGUGUUAGUCAUGUGUCAACUCUUAGACAGUUUCAUGGGGUACGUUCGCUAGUUCCAUACAUCGCUUAUUCACUUCCAUUCAUACUCGUUUCUUCUCACAAUGUCCGAUAGCGGUGGGCAAUUGACAGCAGGCCUCCAACAAAAAGACACGACUUUCACCAAAAUAUUUGUCGGUGGAUUGCCAUACCACACGACAGACAAAUCUCUUCGCCAAUUUUUCGAAACUUUCGGAGACAUUGAAGAAGCUGUUGUCAUUACUGAUAGACAAACGGGAAAGAGUCGAGGUUAUGGGUUCGUAACAAUGGCGGAUAGAGAAGCUGCAGAAAGAGCAGUGAAAGAUGCCAAUCCUAUUAUCGACGGUCGAAAAGCUAAUGUCAAUUUAGCGUAUUUAGGAGCUAAACCGAGAGGAAACGUCCAGAACGGUUUUCCCUUUCCUGUCAGAGCAGCAUAUCCAACUGUAGUUCCUGGACAAUAUGGAUUGCCUCCACAUUACGUUUAUCCUUCGCCAUAUAUCCCUACACCCGGACUUUUGAUGCCUCCUCACGCUCCAUUGUCUCCAGCCACGGGGCAUUUCUACGAUUACGCCGCAGCUUACCCCACUCAAUUUGCCAACGGAUUAGAUCCGACGUAUCCAUUUCCUUCGGCAACAAGUACUCCAGGAGGAGCAUCUUAUCUGCCUCCCACAGCUUAUGCUUAUACCAUCCCUCAGCCUCUUCCAGGAAGCAACGCUACGCCUUUUGCUGUGCCUUACGCAGCUACUCAACCUCAGAUCCAAGAAGCGAGGAUGCAAUAAAAAAAAACAAUAUAUAUAUAUAUA
Centruroides sculpturatus (bark scorpion) is the source of this 1019-nucleotide messenger RNA. Its product is annotated as RNA-binding protein 24-B-like. The coding region runs from base 303 to 995 and encodes 230 amino acids. Gene Ontology annotation, cellular component: cytosol. The transcript is spliced from 4 exons. Lineage: Eukaryota; Metazoa; Arthropoda; Arachnida; Scorpiones; Buthidae. Gene Ontology annotation, molecular function: RNA binding. The record is from RefSeq and is a predicted model, not a curated record.